Messenger RNA from Sphaerulina musiva SO2202, 2624 nucleotides. RefSeq names its product glycosyltransferase family 2 protein. Gene Ontology annotation, biological process: hyaluronan biosynthetic process; extracellular matrix assembly. Gene Ontology annotation, molecular function: hyaluronan synthase activity. The record is from RefSeq and is a predicted model, not a curated record. The transcript is spliced from 2 exons. The coding region runs from base 321 to 2624 and encodes 767 amino acids. NCBI's taxonomy places the organism in Eukaryota, Fungi, Ascomycota, Dothideomycetes, Mycosphaerellales, Mycosphaerellaceae.
CUUCGAUUGGGAACCAGCCUGGGCAUAUGAUAUGCAGUGUGAGUGUGUUGUUAUGCAGUUACGUCUAGGGCUGCCCGUAGCCUCGCCAAUGAUCGAUCAAAGCCCCCAUUCCAGGUAGCAGAAAAGUGGCGGGACUGUGGGCGUCGGCGAUGUUGGACUAUGGCAGAGGCGAUAUCAGUGAAUCACUCCCAGGACGCUAUGUGCGAAUGUAGUCCGAGCCUAUUCAGGUAUUUCGUGGCUGCGCGCCAACCGCGAAGGAAGGGCUUCGCUGGCUGUUCAUCAUAGAAAUCAGGUACAACGUCGACGCGAAACAUGCAAGUAUGGAGAUCGCCGACCUGAUCCAACCACAGCAACGGCUCAGGUCAAAUGUCCAGCUGUUCAGCGAGAAGAACCAGCUCCAGUCUACUCGAAGCUCUCGGACAGCCCUGGCUGGGGACGAUCGACACUUGACAUGGUAUAUCGAAGCAACUCCGCCGUCAACACGACCAACAACGCCCUCCGGGUCUGUAACAAGCAGCUCAUCAUGCUCCAGUCUCAACAUCGGAUACUGCAAAGGUGACGAGGUCAACCCUCGGCCGCUGGUCAGCGCACAGAGGCUCCAAAGUCGCUUCUACGAGAGCGAUGAUUCCAUUUGUCGGGCCCAAGGAGCAAACAUUGUCAAGACUCCGUUGGAAAGUUCGCACCCUGGAGCCACCACCAGCGUUGUGCCAACAGCUUUUGAUUCGACGACCGUGUUUGACUCUCCGACGCGGAAGCCUUUGGUAAUCGAUCCUUUCCGGGCUGUGUUCAACGUCAUGUUCUCACUCAGUCUCAUUGGGGCUCUCAUCGCAGGCUAUGCCAUAAGCCUGAGAGUUUUCGACCUUGGCAUUACCUCUGUCGGCCUGUACGGCACGCUAUUUCUAAUCGAAUAUACCACUCAGGUGUCUUGUGCGAUUGCCAACCGCAUCACAGUCGAUCGCCUUGCACAUCGUCAAGCAAAGAAAGUGCGCGAGACGGAGGUCUCGAUCGCAGUGGUGGGCUAUCGUGAGGACGAGCAGGCGUGGCGUCACUGUUUACGCAGUCUGCAGCACCAGACGCUUCGACCCAAAUGCGUGAUUGGUGUGGUUGACGGCGACGACGAGCCGGACCUCAGCAUGGCAAACGCUUUCGUCGACGAGUUUCAGUCGAUGGCCGCCCCUCUGAUCCGUCUUCCCAUCUUAUUGUCCGAUCUACACCGCAACACCUACUUCAGCAAUAUGCCCCUGGACACUCGUUCCCUUCUCGCCAAAGCAGGCAGCUAUCUGAGCGGCCGCUAUCGACCGGGCCACGCUGAGGCUCUCGCGCUCGCGAGACAAGCCGUUAUGAACCAAGUGCUCGAAUGGGACCGGAAGUGGAGUAUCAGCAGUAUGGAAGCAGUAUGCUUCAGCCAACCGCACGGUCACAAGCGUACCGCCAUGUUCACUGCCUUCUCGAUCAGCCUGUGGGCACUGCGGACCCGAGACGGCGUAUUUACAACGGAUUCGGACACGCUCGUGCAAGAAGACGCUCUGGACGAAAUGCUUACGCUAUUGCACUCUUCGCCCAACAUUGGCGGCGUGACGGCCGACGUGAAGAUCUGGAACCGCGCGGAAAGCCUUCUGACGCGACUGUGCGCGGCUCGAUAUUGGUUUGCCUUCAACAUCGAGCGCGCAUGCCAAUCCACCUGGCGCUGCGUUGGCUGCCUCUCGGGCCCCAUGAGCAUGUAUCGCUCGUGCGACCUCGACACGAUCCUCGGGCCGUGGAAUUUACAGACGUUGGGCGGUAAGUCGACCACUUUUGGCGACGACCGUCACUUGACGAAUCGGCUUUUAGCUCUAGGGUUGAAGACUUGCUACACGCACCGCACCUGGUGCGAGAGUGAAUCUCCUACCACGUUUGUGCGAUGGAUCUCGCAGCAAACCCGAUGGAGUAAAUCCUUCUUUCGCGAGGCUUUCUGGUUCCCUCCCAGCUUCGCCUUUCACUCGCCCUGGCUGCUCUUGGAGACCACGAUCCAAACAUUGUACCCCUUCAUUCUGGUGGCGACCAUAUUCGACUUGCUCUUCGGCUCGUCGAAUAAUCAGUGGCGUCCUCUCAUCUGGGUCAUUGUCAUGUUUGGUCUUGCUUUGGUCAAAUGCAUAGUAGCGCUCUGCAUAAGCUGUGACCCAUGGCUUCUGCUAUUCUCGACCUAUAGCUUCAUUUACUUCUUCGGAUUGCUGCCCACCAAGCUCUGGGCUCUCGUGACCAUGAACUACACGGGAUGGGGCACCUCUGCGCGUUCCUCCACCGAACGGAGACGCGAACAGUCUGUCUGGCAACGUACAUUCCACGUCGGACAUCUCGCAAUCUGGUAUAUCGCCAUCUUCGUCGGGCUGGGAUUCUUCAUCAGUAGACUGUGUGGUAACCUGGUAUUCCUGUCGGUCGGUGCUGUUGCGUUCCUCCUUACGAUAUUCCUCUACUGGGGCUCUGCUGAGGUGGUCCAGUGCGGCGUCCAGAUCAAAAAGUGCCUCGCGAGAAUAGGGGUCCGACGCAAAUCACCAUCAGGGGCAUGGGCAGCCAGCGCAUGGGCCGCGGACAGCUCGCUCGAGAAGCCUCCGAAGGCGUACUUGGGUCGGCCAGAGAGCGGAUAA